AUGCAGCCCCCGGGCCGCGAGCAGGACGCCCGCACCAAGAGCAUGUUCGUGUCGCGGGCCCUCGAGAAGAUCCUGGCCGAGAAGGAGGCCAAGCGGCCCCCGCACGGGCAGCUGCGGAGAGCCUGCCAGGUGGCGCUGGAUGAAAUAAAAACAGAGCUGGAAAAGCAAAGAGAAGGCACUGUUGCUCCACCAAAAGCAAACUUCAUUGAAGCAGAUAAGUACUUCCUUCCGUUUGAGCUGGCCUGCCAGUCCAAGUCACCGCGCAUUGUCAGUACUUCCCUGGACUGUUUACAAAAACUUAUUGCAUAUGGACAUAUUACUGGCAAUGCCCCUGAUAGCGGAGCUCCUGGAAAACGACUGAUUGACCGAAUAGUUGAUACAAUUUGCAAUUGCUUUCAGGGUCCUCAAACAGAUGAAGGAGUACAACUGCAGAUAAUUAAGGCUCUCCUCACUGCAGUAACGUCUCCAUAUAUAGAAAUUCAUGAAGGAACAGUUCUUCAAACAGUUAGAACCUGUUACAACAUCUAUCUGGCCAGUAAAAAUCUUAUUAAUCAGACGACCGCCAAAGCUACACUUACACAGAUGCUAAAUGUCAUUUUUACACGGAUGGAAAAUCAAUCUGUACAAGAAUCCAGAGAAGCAGAAAAAACAAAUCAGCAAAAAUCUGUGUCUCCUGCAACUCAUGUGGUCACCAGGUCUCCAAAGAUUGGUCAGUUAAAGCACAACCAUCAGGAAGACAAAUGUGUUGUGACUUUAAGUGUGGAAUUAACUAACGGUGAGCCUGAGAGAACAGAAUAUGGAAACCUGAAGUCAGGGCAGGAUCUGAUUCCUUCAGCAUCAGAUGGAACUACUGAUGGAGGAAAGGAAAUGGUUAAAGGCAUCUUGGAAGAUGUAGUUGAGUCAGCUGUGAAAGUGGCUGAAGAGAAACAGGUAACAGAACUGAUUAAGGCUCUACCUGCAGUAGAAACUGCAGAUACUGCUCUUUCUGUCUCCAGUAAUGAAAAUGUACAAACGAAUGGAAUUCCAGAUGAUGGACAGUCUGUUUCCUCUACUGAUAACCUGGAAACAGAUGUAUCUGGACAUCAAGCUGCUGCAAAAUUUUCCCAUGUUCUACAGAAGGAUGCCUUCCUUGUGUUCAGGUCACUGUGCAAGCUCUCCAUGAAACCACUUGGUGAUGGACCUCCAGAUCCCAAAUCCCAUGAAUUGCGUUCUAAGAUAGUGUCUCUUCAGCUUCUUCUCUCAGUACUGCAGAAUGCUGGUCCAGUUUUCAGGACACAUGAAAUGUUCAUCAAUGCAAUAAAGCAAUACCUUUGUGUAGCAUUAUCUAAGAAUGGAGUCUCAUCUGUUCCUGAUGUAUUUGAGCUCUCUCUUGCCAUCUUUCUCACGCUUCUCUCAAAUUUUAAGACCCAUUUAAAAAUGCAGAUCGAGGUGUUCUUCAAAGAGAUCUUCUUGAAUAUUCUAGAGACUUCCUCAAGCUCCUUUGAACACAAAUGGAUGGUGAUUCAGACUUUAACUAGAAUUUGUGCAGAUGCCCAGUGUGUAGUGGAUAUUUAUGUUAACUAUGACUGUGAUUUAAACGCUGCUAAUAUAUUUGAACGCCUUGUAAAUGAUUUGUCCAAAAUAGCACAGGGACGAAGUGGGCAUGAAUUGGGAAUGACACCUUUGCAGGAACUAAGCCUGAGGAAAAAAGGACUUGAAUGUUUGGUUUCUAUUUUAAAGUGUAUGGUAGAAUGGAGCAAAGACCUUUAUGUGAACCCCAAUCAUCAGGCUAGCUUGGGUUUGUACAAACCAUCUGAACAGGAAAUGGCUGAAGGGAAAUGCCUUGAGAGUGGAGGGAGACGGAGUAGUGUCAGUUCCUUGGACUCCACUGUGUCAUCAGGAGUUGGAAGUGUUGGUACCCAGACCUCUGUCCCAGAUGACCCUGAGCAAUUUGAAGUUAUCAAACAACAAAAGGAAAUAAUUGAACAUGGGAUAGAGCUGUUUAACAAAAAAACAAAGCGAGGAAUACAGUAUCUACAGGAGCAGGGAAUGCUUGGUACUACAGCAGAAGACAUUGCGCAAUUUCUGCACCAAGAAGAACGUCUCUGUUCUACUCAAGUAGGAGAAUUUCUUGGGGAAAGCAACAAGUUUAACAAGGAAGUGAUGUAUGCCUACGUAGACCAGCUUGAUUUCUGUGGGAAAGACUUUGUCUCUGCUCUACGUAUAUUUCUGGAAGGCUUCCGGCUGCCAGGUGAAGCCCAGAAGAUUGAUAGAUUAAUGGAGAAGUUUGCUGCUAGAUAUAUUGAAUGCAACCAACGGCAAACACUUUUUGCUAGUGCUGACACUGCCUAUGUUUUGGCAUACUCUAUUAUAAUGCUGACUACAGACUUGCACAGUCCACAGGUAAAGAAUAAAAUGACAAAGGAACAAUACAUUAAAAUGAAUCGAGGAAUCAAUGACAGUAAAGACCUUCCAGUAGAGUAUUUAUCCACGAUCUAUGAAGAAAUAGAAGGAAAGAAAAUUGCUAUGAAAGAGACAAAAGAAUACGCAAUUACAACCAAGAGUAGUAAACCAAGUGUAGCUAAUGAGAAGCAGCGGAGGCUGUUGUACAACUUGGAGAUGGAACAAAUGGCUAAAACUGCUAAAGCUCUCAUGGAGGCAGUAAGCCAUGCAAAGGCUCCUUUUACUAGUGCCACUCAUCUGGACCAUGUCAGGCCCAUGUUCAAACUUGUAUGGACACCGUUGUUGGCAGCUUACAGUGUUGGUUUGCAGAACUGUGAUGACACAGAAGUUGCAUCCCUUUGUUUGGAAGGAAUACGAUGUGCAAUUCGAAUAGCCUGUAUCUUUGGAAUGCAGCUUGAACGAGAUGCUUAUGUACAGGCCCUUGCUCGGUUUUCCUUGUUGACUGCCAGUUCCAGUAUUACAGAAAUGAAACAGAAGAACAUAGAUACCAUUAAGACACUUAUUACAGUUGCUCACACAGAUGGCAACUAUCUCGGGAACUCUUGGCAUGAGAUCUUGAAAUGUAUUAGCCAGCUGGAACUAGCACAACUUAUAGGAACUGGAGUGAAAACUCGGUAUUUAUCUGGCGCUGGGCGUGAAAGGGAAGGAAGCAUUAAAGGCUAUACAUCUGGAGGGGAAGAGUUUAUGGGCCUGGGAUUAGGUAACCUUGUUGGAAGUGGAGCUGAUAAACGGCAUAUGGCAAGCAUUCAAGAGUCAGUGGGAGAGACCAGUUCACAGAGUGUAGUGGUAGCAGUAGACAGGAUAUUUACAGGAUCGACUAGACUGGAUGGAAAUGCGAUAGUUGACUUUGUCAGAUGGCUGUGUGCUGUUUCUAUGGAUGAGCUGGCUUCCCCACACCAUCCACGCAUGUUCAGUCUGCAGAAGAUAGUGGAGAUAUCCUAUUACAACAUGAAUCGCAUUAGGUUGCAGUGGUCAAGGAUUUGGCAAGUGAUUGGAGAUCACUUCAACAAGGUUGGAUGUAACCCUAAUGAAGAUGUUGCCAUCUUUGCGGUAGACUCAUUAAGGCAGCUGUCCAUGAAGUUUCUUGAGAAGGGAGAGUUAGCCAACUUCCGUUUCCAGAAAGACUUCUUAAGGCCUUUUGAGCAUAUUAUGAAGAAAAACAGAUCUCCAACUAUUCGGGACAUGGUAAUACGCUGUAUUGCUCAGAUGGUGAACUCUCAAGCUGGCAAUAUUCGCUCAGGCUGGAAAAAUAUCUUUGCAGUCUUUCACCAAGCAGCAUCAGACCAUGAUGGGAAUAUUGUGGAGCUGGCCUUUCAAACUACAGCACAUAUAGUUACAAAUAUUUUUCAACAGCACUUUCCAGCAGCAAUUGAUUCAUUCCAAGAUGCAGUAAAAUGUCUUUCUGAGUUUGCCUGUAAUGUUGCGUUCCCGGACACGAGCAUGGAAGCAAUUAGACUUAUCCGAUAUUGUGCAAAAUACGUUUCAGAAAGACCACAGGUAUUAAGAGAAUACACAAGUGAUGACAUGAAUGUUGCUCCUGGGGACAGAGUAUGGGUCAGAGGAUGGUUCCCUAUUUUAUUUGAACUUUCUUGUAUCAUCAAUCGUUGCAAAUUAGAUGUUCGAACAAGAGGCUUAACAGUGAUGUUUGAAAUAAUGAAGAGUUAUGGGCAUACAUUUGAAAAGCACUGGUGGCAAGAUCUGUUCAGAAUUGUGUUUCGGAUUUUUGAUAAUAUGAAACUUCCUGAACAACAAACAGAGAAAUCUGAAUGGAUGACCACUACAUGCAACCAUGCACUUUAUGCAAUCUGUGAUGUCUUUACACAAUUCUAUGAAGCUUUAAAUGAGAUCCUUCUUCCUGACAUACUUGCACAGUUACACUGGUGUGUAAAACAAGAUAAUGAGCAGUUGGCUCGAUCAGGUACAAACUGCCUAGAAAACCUGGUGAUACUAAAUGGACAGAAAUUCAGCCCGGAAGUCUGGGGCCAGACAUGCAAUUGUAUGCUAGAAAUCUUCAAAACUACCAUUCCUCAUGUCUUGCUUACUUGGAGGCCUGUAGGAAUGGAGGAAGAUUCUGCCGAAAGACAUCUGGAUUUGGACCUAGAUCGCCAAUCUUUAAGCAGUGUGGAUAAAAAUGCUUCAGAAAGAGGACAUAGUCAAUUUUCAAAUCCAAUGGAUGAAAGCUGGAAAGGUGGUCCUUAUACAAACCAAAAGCUGUUUGCUGGCCUCCUUAUAAAGUGUGUGGUACAGCUGGAAUUGAUACAGACAAUUGAUAAUAUAGUGUUCUACCCAGCAACGAGUAAGAAGGAAGAUGCUGAGCACAUGGCUGCAGCCCAGCGAGAUGCAUUGGAUGCAGAUAUCCACAUUGACACAGAGGACCAAGGAAUGUAUAAAUACAUGUCUUCACAUCACCUCUUCAAGUUACUAGAUUGUUUGCAAGAGUCUCAUUCAUUUUCAAAAUCCUUUAAUUCAAAUUAUGAACAACGAACUGUGUUGUGGAGAGCAGGGUUCAAGGGUAAAUCAAAACCCAAUCUCUUAAAACAAGAGACGAGCAGCUUGGCUUGUUGCUUGAGAAUACUCUUCCGAAUGUAUGUGGAUGAAAACCACCGAGAUUCCUGGGAUGCUAUACAAAGACGACUGCUUAGUGUAUGCACUGAAGCCCUGGCAUAUUUUAUUACCGUGAACUCGGAAAGCCACAGAGAAGCUUGGACCAAUCUCCUGCUGUUGCUUUUAACAAAAACACUAAAAAUCAACGAUGAAAAGUUCAGGGCACAUGCUUCAACCUAUUACCCAUACUUGUGUGAAAUCAUGCAAUUUGACCUGAUUCCUGAGCUUCGAGCUGUGCUACGGAAGUUCUUCCUGCGUGUAGGUGUUGUGUUCAAAAUCUGCAUAACAGAGGAGCAAAUACGGACAAUUGGGACGAACUUACCUUCGUGGUAGCCCUAAGUAGAGUUGGUUACUUCUGCUUGUACAUAAAGCUGUGUUCCAGAGAUGGAUUGAAGUGAACGGGGAAAAAAUGGAACCCUGGCCUAUCAACAGAGCAGCAAGUUACCCUUACCGCAAUGGCAUUUGGGGAGGGCUUGGGGGGGGGGUGGGGAAAAUAACUCCUGUCCAUCCUAUGAGACUAUCAGCAGUUUUUAUUUAAAUCGUUGCUUACGAAGUUAAUACAGUGGAUGUAAAGUCUGUUUCAAUGCUCAUCAUCCUUACGAUCGAGUCUGUCUCUUCUGGUCUUUUAUCGAUUGUUCAGUCUUGCAGCCCAACUAAAUCUUAUGAAUCAUCUGGAUUCCUUGAUGGAAAUUAUGCCCCUUGGAAAUAAUGAAUAUAGUUGUAUAGCCUUGUGAUGUUAGCACGUGUUCAUAAUAAACUAUACUGCAGUGGCUAAUGACCACCCAAGAUCAUUCUGGGUUUUUCUUUGUGUGCACAUGGCUAGACCAAGCAGUGUGUCAUAGUUUUUGAAGUGAACAGCCCGUAGGAUAUUUGAGGAAGCGGUUUUCCUGUUGUUUAGUAAGUCACUUUAAAACUAUUUUUUUAUUCUCACUUCACCUACCAAGAUUCAUUUUUAUUGUUAUGGAAGGUUUUACAUCAGGAGUACACAGUAGUAUCUACCCCAUUUAGCUUGUUAGUUCUGAGUUAAAGAUAUUAAGAAAAAACUUUUAAACCUUCCAUUGACUUUCAUACAUUGCCAAAUCAUGGACAGAAAGCAUCUACAGUAAUAUUAAAAACAGGGUUCAAAGCAAUUAAAAAAACGUAUUUACCCUUGACCAUAAUGUAUUUAGUAGCAAUUAUGUCUGUUUAGCAAUAAGUCUUAUCCUUACUACCUAUCCAGUUCUGUCUUUUUACUGCAGAUUUGCAACUUCUGAUUUGUCUUUGUGCAAAUCACUUUUGUUUUCAGCUGUUAGUUCCUAUUGUGAUGUGAAAAUUGAAUUCCCAUGACAGCUCUAGCAAAAUUAAACUUAAGAUCAUUCAUGUAGUAAAACAGUAACCAACACAUUUCUCUGUUUUUCACGUAUAAAUGAACCAAAUGUGACUUAACACUACAGCUUUGCUUACCCUGGAGAUGUUCCUUUCCUCAAAAUGCAUAAGGUUUCUGUGAUGUAACAACAAUUUGCAAGUGCAGUACUGCAGGACUGAAUUUUGUCCUUUGAACUAAUUUUAAUUUCAAGGUUUGGACUUUCUGAAAUGGAAAAGUAUGGAGAAGUUCCACUUCCUAAAGUAUAUGUAAACGAAAGUGUUAUACUAAUCACUGUGCUACUCAUAUCAGCAAACCUCAAAUAUAAGAGUAUUUAACGACAACGAUGAAAUAAUGGUAUUGUGUUGAAACUAUUCUUUUGCAUUAUAAGUUGAGUUUCCUGGUAGGGCAGCCAUAGUUGAUGUAGCAUUGGAAUAUAACAUUUUUUUUCUUUUGAGCUAUUUCCAAAGGAUUCUUACAGCGUUCUUCAGUAAAUUGGCUUGUUCUGUGUAAGCACUAUUUGUCAAUUGUUUUGCAGGCAAUAAUACCAGUAAGGCUUUCGUGAUUUUAUUUUUAACCAAAGAAAAGUAAACCAUGAUUGCAGCUCUCUUAACUUUUAAACAUCCUGUAGAUAAAUCUAUACACUAAUGUUUUGUAGGAGGAAAUAUAGGGCUGCAUUUUACCAUAGGAAAAGACUGAAAAAUAAGCAAUGCUAAUAUUUAAUUUGCUGCAUUUCAGAUGUCCUUUUGUGUUGCAUUUAGUAUAGUUGCUUGUUUCCUGGUAAUGUCACUUAAUUACAGUAAAAAAAAAAAAAAAAGUAUUUAUUUUAAUUAUAUUUAAAUAUGUAAGAACAGGCCAUUUUUUUUUCUUCCUGCCCUAGAUAGUCCUUAAUAUAUAUAUUUUUCAGAUUUUUUGAAUGUCACUGCCUCAUUGAAUGUAUACCCUUAUCUCCUAUCAAAACAAAAUCUGUAAAGAGUUGCAUAAUUUUUCUUUAUUUUAUGGUUCUGAAAGCCUUACAACUCCUGUCUUGAAACAGGUCUCUUAAUUUUCAAAUCUGAAGUUAUAACUGCAUCAUGGGCUUUCUUUAACAUGCAACGUUUGUACUAUCUCUACAUAUAGAGUUAGGGCCUUUAAUCAUUCCUUUCCUUCAGCCUUAGUUCUGAGAGACUCUUACUUUUACUAGAGCUUUUAUUGUAUUUAUGCCAUUUAUAAACUGCUGAAAUUAGGCACGUGACAUUAGAAACGUUCUAGACUUACUGCAGUGCAUGAAGGAGAAGGGGGGACUGGAAUGCAGGGGGAUAGACACAGCCUUAAUCCUGUCUCAGUUUUCCGAGUUGAUUGUAGCUGUUAAAGCAAUAAGAGUGGUUUGCAAAGUAGAAUACCUGAAACAAUUGUAUUUGCAUCAGCUUUUUGUUUUCCUCUAUACAGUCAGAAAGAUCAUAACCCACAGACAUCUCUGUGAAGCUAAAAAUGCUGAGCCAAAACUCCUGCAGUAAUCACUGCUGGUUCUGAUCUUGUCCUGACUCUGCUGACGUUAAAGACUUCAUCUGCCUGUAGCAGUUUUCUGGGCUGUGGUGGAACUAUGAACGAGAGCAGGGUUCUGUGUCAGCACGGCCUGGUAGAGAUCAACAUCUGUGCAGUACAUGGAGUAAUAAAAAUAAGGUUAGAUGUCUGAAGUAGUGUUAUGCAACAAAUUAAACUAUAAAGUGAUUUUACCUGUAACGGUAUUAAUAUGGAGACUGCAUGGUAUUUAUUGCUACUUAUUUUUGAACCUUGUAGGAAACAGGUAAGGAGGGGAGGGAUGGUAAUGAGAAUCCUAAAACCUCCCUUCCAUGUUGAUUCUACCAUCUUACAAGGAAGUUGUUUUAAGAGGUUUAUUACCCAUGUUUCAUGUCUCUUUCUGAGCUGUAACCAGAACAGUCCAGAACAGCUUUCACUAAUGCAAGCAACCAGCCCCCAACUUUUAGCUGUCUUACUAUUGAAGGAUUAAAUACAAAACCUUUUAAAACUGAGCUUUUCCUGUCAAAAGUGUGGCUCCCUUUAGUAUGUAAAUUGUUUGUUCAGCACCUUUACUGUUAUUUCUGUGUAAAAUGUAUGUUUUCACCUAUUUAAAAUGCCUAUGUUUUCAAGGACCUCCGUAUUAAGUGCAUUUACUACCAAUAAUUUAAAGAGCAGUACUUUGCCUGACGGAUGUAUACAUUUUUGAGAGAAUAGCGAAAUUAUAAGAUAUGAAAAAACUAUGUAAAGUUUUCUACAUGAAAAUACACUGUAUAGUACUGUUAUAAUAUUCCAUGCUUUAAUGAAGUGGUAAAUCAAUAAAGUUUUAAGAGGUGA
Molecule: messenger RNA, 8722 nt
Organism: Anas platyrhynchos (mallard)
Lineage: Eukaryota; Metazoa; Chordata; Aves; Anseriformes; Anatidae
Gene: ARFGEF2
Product: ARF guanine nucleotide exchange factor 2
Biological process (GO): regulation of ARF protein signal transduction
Molecular function (GO): guanyl-nucleotide exchange factor activity
Source: RefSeq, a predicted model, not a curated record